AAAGAAGUGAGAGAGAGAGAGCCAUCUAUCUUAUCUGCUAUCGAGUGGGUAAGAAGAAUCAGAAAACAGAAGAAAAAAAUGGCGAAUUCACUAUGCUUCUUCUCUUCUCCUCCUACCGUUUGCUUCCAAUCUCCCAGCAAAAACUCUAAGCCUACUCACUUCUUCUCAACUAAUGAUAAGACCUCGUCCUUGGUUCAGAAGACUGAGCUGCUUCACACUUCCACCAAAUCCCAAAGCUUUGAGAUUAAGGCUACAGACAGUAGUGGCACUAAAGUAAACAGUAUACUUUGUUCAAAUUGUGAAGGGAACGGGUGUGUGGCUUGUUCUCAAUGCAAAGGAGGUGGUGUGAAUUUGAUUGAUCAUUUCAAUGGACAGUUUAAAGCUGGUGCACUCUGCUGGCUUUGCAGAGGUAAAAAGGAGGUGUUGUGUGGUGACUGCAAUGGAGCUGGUUUCCUUGGUGGGUUCUUGAGCACCUUCGAUGAGUAGUUCAACCAAGAGGACUGGAUUUGAUUACAUGGGAUUUUGUGGUAUAAAACCUUAGAAGAUGUGUAAUCUUUCUCUCUCUGUCAAUGCUCUUCUAAACCACCAUGUAUUACUAUUUGUUAUUUGCAUACCAAACUCGCUGUUUUUCAGUUUUUUUCUUCUUCAAAAAAUUAAAUAUUGUUAAAGUUUACACUAUAGCACCUCUAUAGUAGUCUUGUUGAUGAUA
Capsella rubella is the source of this 709-nucleotide messenger RNA. RefSeq lists its product as uncharacterized. Gene Ontology annotation, cellular component: chloroplast stroma; protein folding chaperone complex. Bases 79 to 486 code for a protein of 135 amino acids. Lineage: Eukaryota; Viridiplantae; Streptophyta; Magnoliopsida; Brassicales; Brassicaceae. The record is from RefSeq and is a predicted model, not a curated record. The transcript has 4 exons. Gene Ontology annotation, molecular function: protein folding chaperone.